Solanum stenotomum is the source of this 399-nucleotide messenger RNA. RefSeq lists its product as uncharacterized. NCBI's taxonomy places the organism in Eukaryota, Viridiplantae, Streptophyta, Magnoliopsida, Solanales, Solanaceae. The transcript has a single exon. Bases 1 to 399 code for a protein of 132 amino acids. The record is from RefSeq and is a predicted model, not a curated record.
AUGAUUGAGAGAGCUAUUAAUGCUGCAAUGACACCUCUCCAGGCUUUCAUUAAUGCUCUCAUAAUGAGAUUUGAGAUUUACGAUAGAGGACAGGGUGUGACUACUGAAGUUACGACUUUGAAAGCUGAUGUUUUUAAGCUGAGGAAGGAUGUGGACCAUCUGAGGUCCACAGACUUUACUUCUCUAUUUGGGAUGGUGGAGAUCCCAGCUGAUUCAAGUGUUGAGACUCCAGCUUGUUCUGAGGUACCUCCGGCUACCACCGGAGAUGAUACGAGGGCUGAUGUUGAUGUUGUUGAGUCCGAGGCCGAGAUAGAUGAAGAACAGCUUGAGGUGCGAUACAAGAUUGUCUGUGAGGACCUGGUGGAUCUAAAAGGUGCCAUGUUCAAGACAGCUAGAUAG